This is a messenger RNA of Clunio marinus, 479 nucleotides long. NCBI's taxonomy places the organism in Eukaryota, Metazoa, Arthropoda, Insecta, Diptera, Chironomidae. The record is from the annotation of a GenBank genome assembly.
UCAAAUUUUCGGAAUGAUUGAAGUAAAUUUCAUCAUUUUUUUCUUUUACUUCGUUGUAAUUAACAAUGUUUUUUGUGAACCAACUACUUCAGGUCCUAUUACUACUACUACUACACAUCCUGGUACUUGUAAUGUAGAUGGCAAAAUUUAUCAAGAAGGGGAAAUCAUUGGUACUUUGAGGCCGAGCACAGAUGGAUGCAGAUACCUUAGAUGCUAUGAUGGAGAAGCUUCAGAAGUUUUUGAAGAUUGCUACCAACCUGAUUUUGAUUAUUGUAUACCCAUAUGGUCUGGUAAACAGUGUUGUCCAUAUUAUGAUUGUUCCAAACCUAAUUCUAAUUUGAGAUGUAGACUCGUUUAUUGAAUAUGAAAUUCAAUAAAGUGGAUAUUGUGAGGAUAUAAGUAAAUGUAAUGACCAAAAUUACGACUUAUAUCUGAACAAAAAUAGUUUUCUUUUAAUUCCAAAAAAUUAUUUAACAGAA